This is a messenger RNA of Linepithema humile (Argentine ant), 2923 nucleotides long. RefSeq names its product alpha-(1,6)-fucosyltransferase (gene FucT6). The record is from RefSeq and is a predicted model, not a curated record. Gene Ontology annotation, biological process: protein N-linked glycosylation. Gene Ontology annotation, molecular function: protein binding; glycoprotein 6-alpha-L-fucosyltransferase activity. NCBI's taxonomy places the organism in Eukaryota, Metazoa, Arthropoda, Insecta, Hymenoptera, Formicidae. Gene Ontology annotation, cellular component: Golgi cisterna membrane.
AGAUACUGACGGAUUAACGAUUGACAUUGGCAACGUGCGUUUGUUCGGUUGUUGGCUUUCAUGCGUAUUAUUCAUAUGCUAAACUGACUCUCGUCGGGAUGGGAGCAAUCAGCUCAAAGAUAUAUGGUGCAACGGACGGAAUAUCCCGAGUCGAGUGUUCGUAACAGUGCGAUAGAUUAGUGGACAGAUGAUAGAUAGCUGUCAUAUCGUCUUUCGUAAGGCAGCGAAGCACGCGGCAAGUGGCCGACAUUUCUACCGACAAAUAUCGUAAUGUGACAUAUUGUAAGAAGAAAUACCAUUUGCUUUGUUUAAAAUGGCAGCAAUUUGGUCUGGGCGACCUGGUUGGUUAGGAAAGUUUGGAAUAGCAUUGCUAGCCAUCUGGUUUUUAGUAUUAAUUAUAACUGUUAUCCAUAUAUUUAAAUCUAGUUCUUUCUCAAAUCAAGAUGUUGGUAUUGUCAAUAAAGAGAAUACACAACGGCUAGCACAAAUGGUUAAUGACUUUGAAAUUUUAAAGAAACAAAAUGAUGCGCUGAAGAACUUCAUAUUAGGAGAAGGAUCAAAAUCUACACAAAGUGAUCAUUUGGGCUUCAUACAUGACAAAUUGGAGAAAGCAUCUGUUUAUUAUGAUCAAAUAGAUCACCAAAUAGAUGGAUCAAGACAUGGUGUUCCUUCCUUGGAAUAUGAAGAACUGCGGCGGCGAUUAAAAAAUGACAUCCAGGAAACAUGGUAUUAUAUGAGUGCUGAGUUAAAUAAAUUUAAAAAGUACAUUGAUAAAUUCACAUAUGAUCAGAGAGAAAAAGAGAUACAAAAUGUGCUGAAAAAUGUAUGGGAACACAAGAAAUCACUCAUAAUGAACAUAGAGAAGUUAGAGAAAGUAGAUGGUUAUAACGAAUGGCGGGAAAAGGAAGCAAAAGAUUUGUCUGAUCUUGUUCAGAGAAGAUUUAGAUAUCUACAAAAUCCUGUUGACUGUAAUAAAGCGAAAAAGUUAAUAUGUAACUUAAAUAAAGGAUGUGGAUUUGGUUGUCAGAUUCAUCACAUCACGUACUGCUUUUUAGUAGCUUAUGGUACAGAAAGAACAUUGAUAAUAAAAUCUAAAGGGUGGAGAUAUCACAAAGACGGUUGGGAAUCUGUAUUCAAACCUCUCAGCGAUACUUGUGUAUCCACAAAUGGUGCUACACAUUCUAUUUGGCCUGGUGAUCCUUCUAAACAAGUAAUAUCUCUACCGAUUGUAGACAAUGUUUAUCCUAAACCAAGAUUCCAGCCACCUAGUGUACCUGCAGACUUAGCACCGAGAUUAGAGAAGAUUCAUGGUCAUCCUUUAGUUUGGUGGGUAGGGCAGGUGUUAAAAUAUUUAAUGCGACCUCAAGAGCAUGUGACAAGAACACUAGAGGAAGCAAAGGAGAGGCUCGGUUUUGAAAAACCUAUUGUUGGUAUUCAUGUGCGUAGGACUGAUAAAGUAGGCACUGAGGCAGCUUAUCAUGACAUAGACGAAUAUAUGUCUAAGGUAGAACAGUAUUACGACCAGCUUGAAACUAAACCAGACGUAAAGAGAGUCUUUUUAGCUAGCGAUGAUCCGAAAGUGAUAACAACAGCCAGAAAACGCUAUCCUAAUUAUGAAAUAAUAGGCGAUCCGGAGAUCGCGGAGACAGCAGCUGUAGCGAAACGAUACUCGGAUUCUUCUUUGCAAGGAAUAAUCAUCGAUAUUCACCUUCUGUCAGAAUGCGAUUACUUGGUGUGCACAUUCAGCUCUCAGGUAUGUCGUGUUGCAUACGAAUUGAUGCAGACUUUCUACGUAGACGCAUACGACAGAUUUACAUCUCUUGAUGAUAUAUAUUACUACGGAGGACAAAAUCCACAUCCACAUGUGGCUAUUUUGGAUCAUAAACCAAGAAAAAGUGGGGAACUGGAAUUAAAGAUCGGAGAUUUGAUCGACGUUUAUGGGAAUCAUUGGGAUGGUUUCUCCAAAGGAUAUAACACCAGAACUAGCAUGACAGGAUUAUAUCCUAGUUUUAAAGUAAAGAAUCCCAUUGAUGCUGUAGAUUUUCCGAAAUAUUCGAAUGUUCCGUUGCAGGAAAAUAAAGCCAAAUAAACCAGUGCAAAGUGUUCGGUGAAGCCGAAUUCAUCAUUUUUUGAUAGAGUACGUUAUUAAAGCUCUUCAGACUUUUGACUUCUUUGAAUUGAAUUCUUUAGAUAUCGGUAUAGAUGAUACAGUAUGAUGUAUAUAUUUUGCUACUUGUAAAUUUUAACGCUUGUACUUUCUUAAGAAUGUCUAUGACUUAAUGAACGCAAGUCUUUUGUAUCAAUUAUCAUAAUCAUAUUUGGUUUUGAAAAGAUUGUAAGUAUAAUUAUUACUAAGUGACACAAUAGACAGAUACGCUUUUCUAAACAUUUCUAAUCUUUUUAUAUGUGAAACCGCAAUAUAAGUUGACACUGUGCAGACUUUGUGCGUUCAGAAUUAAAAUCACAAUUGCAGAUAUACAGCGAUAUAGUAUUUGUAAGAUUUUUCGUCAUAUUUUUAUUGCAUUUACAAAGUGUGCCCGUUACUUUGAUCAAAGUUUAAUCAGUUAAUCAGAGAAAGACUAUUCUAUUGGAUCAUUUGUAUUUUAAAAUGUACAUCCAAAGAAUAUAUUUCGAGAUUUUUAACGUUGGCUAACUGAAUUUAUUUUUUAUUAUGUACAUAAUGGAAAAAUAAUGAAAAAAAAGAUUUUAUCGCGCGUAUUAAAAUAUCCGACGUGCCAAUGCAUUAUCAUAAAGGAUAUUAAUAAGCCAAAAUUUAGCGAUUCUAUCAGAAAAUAUGUCGAAAGUUUUUCAUUUUAUCGCACGUUCCAUCUUUUGUAAAUAAAUUCGCCUGAUCUCCAGAAGACUACUUCAACAAUUAUAAACAUGUUUUAAUAAUGGCUCGUUCAAUAUUCAUUAUAUAACA